Molecule: messenger RNA, 1107 nt
Organism: Coccomyxa subellipsoidea C-169
Lineage: Eukaryota; Viridiplantae; Chlorophyta; Trebouxiophyceae; Coccomyxaceae
Exons: 8
Coding region: 1-1107 (368 amino acids)
Cellular component (GO): membrane
Source: RefSeq, a predicted model, not a curated record
AUGGCGCGCGUUGGGCUGGAGGCAGAUCGGUUCACGUGCUGUGUCAGACCGAGGCGCAGGCAGCAACAGCUCAGUAAUAUUCGAUUCAGGAAGGGCCUGGUUUACUACUCCAGGAGACAACUGGAACGCACGAAGCAGGCAGUUCAAAAGAUUGAGCCCGCAAUUGAGGCGGCCGUGCAGACACAGGGCCAGGUUGUCCUGUGUGCCAGCAACUGGGUAGUGGUCAAGGACUGCGAGCACUCCUUCGACCCCUUUAUCUUCGCUCUGUUCAGGUUCACAGUGGCCGCGCUCGCGUUUUCGCCUUUCCUGAAAAAGGCGCUCACCUCCAAGCUCAUACGGCGGGGUGGCCUCGAGCUGGGCUUCUGGAUGGCCCUAGGGUAUCUCACGCAGGCGCAAGGUCUGAUCACCACAGACGCCUCUCGCGCUUCGUUCAUCUCAACCUUCACAGUGCUGGUGGUCCCUAUGCUGGCGGGAGCUUCCGGGAAGGCGCACGUGAAGCCGCUCACCUACUUCUCAGCGCUCAUGACUCUUCUGGGGGUGGCUCUGCUCGUGGAGAAGGGCGGAGCCUUCAACCCAACUCAAGGGGACGCAUGGAGCCUCGCAAGCGCUAUCUUCUUCGGCGUGCAGGUGUUCCGGACUGAGAUCAUCAGCCGUCGCCUAAAUAAGAACGCCGUUCUUCCGCUGAUGGCCGCAGCGCUCACCACCGUCGCCGGCACUUCUCUGGUCGCCGCGGCCGUGACUCACCCUCAGGCGGUACAGAAUCUGCUGGCGCUGCCAGCCCAGGUGCAUGCGAUGGUCCAAGGGGGGAUUCCUUGGUGGCAGAUCAUGUACACAGGGCUCAUGUCCACCGACGCAGUGCUCAUGAUCGAGGUGGUGGCGUUGCACGAUGUGUCUUCCACAGAUGCAGCCAUCAUCUACACGAUGGAGCCAGUCUUAGGCGCAGGCCUGGCCUAUGUGGUGCUAGGGGAGCGGUGGGGCAGCCUCGGAUGGGUGGGCGCAGCUCUGAUCAUUGCCAGCAGUUUAGCAGCGCAGAUCGUGGGCACCGAAGAAGCGGUAGUUCCCGAGCCCGAGCCCAAGCCCAAACAACUCAAGACUGGCAGGCGAUAG